AUGGAACGUUUGCAUUCCAUCGUUGUCCCUCUUCUCUUCUCAUCCACUUCACUCAUCGCCAUCACCAUCGCCAUCACCAUCACCACGGCGUCCAAGACUUCCAGCCGCCUCGGUCGCGUGCCCCUCCUCACGGCUCAGGCAUCAUUGCUGGAACGGAUCACUUGGACUCUCGCCGAUAUGCCCCACUGA
Molecule: messenger RNA, 189 nt
Organism: Plenodomus lingam JN3
Lineage: Eukaryota; Fungi; Ascomycota; Dothideomycetes; Pleosporales; Leptosphaeriaceae
Source: RefSeq, a predicted model, not a curated record